Molecule: messenger RNA, 974 nt
Organism: Ruditapes philippinarum (Manila clam)
Lineage: Eukaryota; Metazoa; Mollusca; Bivalvia; Venerida; Veneridae
Exons: 8
Coding region: 81-896 (271 amino acids)
Source: RefSeq, a predicted model, not a curated record
AAACUUAAUUACACUAAACAGUUAACCUUAUCAGAUAAGGUGCAACAAUUCAGGUCAUACUUUGUUAAAAGUCGUCCAUCAUGAUUGCAGGAAAGAUGGAUACCGCCACCAUAUUGUUCAUUUUUACAUGUUUUUUGCUCGUUCACCAGACAUUUGGUGCUCAUGGAUCUGUCAUGUGUCGGCAAUGUAAGAAUGUGAAGGGACCAGGUGACUGUCAUCAGUUUAAACUUCACUGUGGUCAUGGGGAAGUAUGUGUUACUGAUGUGUUUAAAAUGGCAGAUGGCACGCACAGUUUUAACUAUGGCUGCAAACACGAGGGAGAGACUUGUGGACACCAUCACCAUGCAUCGCCCGAUCUUGUCGGCAAGAGGCGCCGUGGGAAAAGAAAUGAAGGGACACAUGUUUGUCAGGAGUGCUGCCAUGCAACUGGCUGUGAUCUGCACACAUGUACAAAGUAUAUAGACCACGGAGCAACAUCUGUCCCAGCUCAAAUAACUACAGGUGAUAAUGGAUGUAGAGACUAUGAAACUGCGACGUUCCGGUGUGCAGAAUUUGAUAAGUAUAAUUUCUGUUCAGACCAGUCCUCUGUGGCAUAUGCCAUCGCACACGAGAAAUGUGCAAAGCACUGUGGCUUUUGCAGUCCAUCCGGAAACUUGAGUCCCGUAACCGCGGCGCCUACAACACAACGUCCAGUCGUUAUUGUAACUGAUUCUGUUGACAUAACACCUGCCAUUGUGAACGUUGACGUUACGUCUGGUAGCGCUGAUUGCGUGGACAGUGAUCAACAAACAUUACCUUGUGCCGAUAUUGAGCGUUAUGGGUUCUGUUCCCCAGAUUCAGGUGCAGGGUUUUCUCUGGCUAAAACAACAUGCAAAAAGACAUGCAAACUUUGCUAGUAAAGGUGUUAACAUCAGCAAGGGAGUUGUUUUUUUCGUUACAAUGGAUCAUGUUACAAAUAAAACUAUGUCCUCGUG